UAUUUAAUUAUGAUCAAUAUAGUCGUUGACUUAUCAAUUUCCUAUAUUCAUUAACCUCUCCAUCUCCAUCUCCAUCUUCUCCAUAGCAGAAUUAGCUAUAGCUUCUUUUGAAGAGCAGUCAUGGAUAGAGAACAAGAAGAGAUGCAAUUUCUUGGGCUUUUUGGCAUCUACAAAGAAGCCUACAAGGUGAUCUUCACAUGGAGAAAAAUCUUCAGCCAGAUCACUGUCUCCUUAAUCCUCCCUCUAUCUUUCAUCUUCUUAGCCCACAUGGAAAUCUCCAAUCUCCUCUACAGAAAAAUCAUCCACACCGAAAUUCAACUGUACGAAACUCGAGCUGGCACUUCGAAAUCCGACAAGCUCUCUCAGGUCAUCUCCACUGAAAAGGCUUAUUUCUGGCUUUUCCAAGCUGCAUACUUUACUUUCUACCUCGCCCUAUCGCUCCUUUCGACCGCGGCCGUCGUUUACACCAUCGCCUGUAUUUACUCCGGCAAAGAAGUGAGCUUCAAGAAGGUUUUGAGCGUCGUCCCUAAGGUUUGGAAGCGACUUAUGGUCACUUUUAUUUGUAGUUUCGUUACUUUCUUUGUGUACAACGUUUUUGCAUUUUUAAUUGUCGUUGUUUGGUGGCAUUCGAUUGGCUUUACAAGCGUUGGAAUGCCAGUUUUCUGGGUUAUUUUUAUCUUUUACUUGGUGGGAUCUUUUUAUUUGACCAUAAUUUGGCAUUUGGCGAGCGUUGUGUCUGUGUUGGAAGAGUCCUGUGGAUUUCCUGCCAUGAUGAAGAGCCAGGCAUUGAUUAAAGGAAAAUUGGUGGUGGCGUCGGUAAUCGUCAUCACGCUGAAUGGUUCUCUUUAUCUCAUUCGAAGAGUUUUUCAGCAUCUAGUUGUGCAUGGAUGGAGACUGGCCAUGGUGAGCAGGAUUUCAUAUGGGAUACUUUGUUUCUUGUUACUUUUCAAGUUGAUUUUGUUCGGCCUCGUCAUCCAAACGGUGAUCUACUUCGUCUGCAAAUCGUAUCACCAUGAAAAUAUAGACAAAUCAGCUCUAUCGGAUCACCUCGAAGUUUAUCUAGGAGAAUAUGUUCCUUUGAAAUCAAAGGAUGUCCAGCUUGAACAAUUUGAUAUAUGAUCGUGUAUAAGUCAAGAAUUAUAUUAUUAUUCGCAUGUAAUAAGAAGUGUUUUAUAAUCAGAACGUGGCGAGAACUAUAGCAUAUGUUUAUGUAUUAUUUUGAUU
Molecule: messenger RNA, 1224 nt
Organism: Pistacia vera
Lineage: Eukaryota; Viridiplantae; Streptophyta; Magnoliopsida; Sapindales; Anacardiaceae
Exons: 1
Coding region: 121-1119 (332 amino acids)
Source: RefSeq, a predicted model, not a curated record